AUGUGGAGCACGGGCAGGGGUCCUAACCAGAAAUGGGCCCAUCGAAUGAUUCUGAUUGCGCUGUGCUACCUGAUCCAAUUAGCUGCACCGACCAACGAAAUAUGGCCAGUAGAACGUCCCGAUGGUAUGCCCUCGAUAACAGCACUGGAGGUGAUGUGCGGCAAGGAUCACAUGGACGUUCAUCUAUCGUUUUCGGCACCCUUCGAAGGGAUCGUCAGUUCGAAAGGCCAACAUAGCGAUCCCAGAUGCAUUUAUGUGCCCCCGUCGACGGGGAAGACGUUCUUUACCUUCCGCAUUUCUUACUCGCGCUGCGGCACCAAACCGGACCUAAACGGUCAGUUCUACGAAAACACAGUCGUCGUGCAGUACGAUAAGGAUCUGCUGGAGGUGUGGGACGAGGCGAAACGGUUGCGUUGCGAGUGGUUCAACGAUUACGAGAAGACCGCAUCCAAGCCGCCGAUGGUAAUUGCUGAUCUGGAUGUGAUUCAGCUCGACUUCCGAGGUGACAAUGUGGACUGUUGGAUGGAGAUACAGCAGGGUAAAGGACCGUGGGCACCGGCAGUGAGUGGUAUCGUACCGCUGGGGUCGACCAUGACGCUGGUGGUAGCGAUAAACGAUUUCCGCGGUGAGUUUGACAUGCGCGUCAAGUCCUGCGUCGCAUCGGACGGCGCCGGGCACGUGAUAAAGCUGUCGGACGAGUACGGUUGCGUGCUGCGGCCGAAGAUGAUCUCGCGCUUUUUGAAGGCCCGCGCCCCGGACGAUAAAGCGUCGGUCAUUACGUACGCGUUCUUCCAUGCCUUCAAGUUCCCGGACGCACUCAGCGUACACAUCAAGUGUAAGGUGGAAAUUUGCCGACACGGUUGUCUGGAUCAUUGCCAGCACAGUGGUGCGCCGGUUGGUGUUGGCACACCGAGCGUGCCCGGUGGUCCGAAACAGCACGAUCUCCUUGAGCGGAAGGAUACGCUGGUGAAUCAGAACAGCAACGACAUACUGGCCGGUGAUUCGGCGGAGGAUCUGGACUCGGGCAUGAACGGGCAGGAUGUGUACUAUGACGACAUUAUUCACACGGAGAAACAUCUCAACCAGUACAAGAAACCCAUGCCGAAUCAGCCACUGAAGAAGAAGGACAGCUACCUCCAGUAUCACCAUCACAGCCGUGAACCGAUGGACGAUAUCGAAUCCCUGUUCCUGAGUGACCAUUCAGCACUGUCCGCCGAUGUGAUGAAGAAGCAAUCGCAGGGUCCACCGGGACCACCGGUUGGUAUGCCGGGCAUGCCGGGUAUGGGCAUGGGUCCGGGCAAGUAUCCGCCCCAACCGUUGCAGCAGAUGGGCCAGAAGCCGAUGCCCGGUCCCGGUACGCCGAUGGAUGACGAUAAGUUCCCGCACGGACCGCGCCAGAUGGAUGCGGAGAAGCGGAUGGGUUUGCCGGCCGUGGCCGGUCCGCGUGCCCUCAACCUGGACGCGGAGGACGUCCAGAACCAGAGUUACAAUCAGGCGGGCGGGCGAGUGCGUCAACGGCGCUCGGUGCGCGUCACCGACCGGAAGGCCCGUUCCGCAGACAUUGGCGUGAGUGGCAUCUACGAGGUCAUCUCCGAGGCGGAUCUAGCGUUCAAUCCGGACAGCAAACAGGAGGCGGUAACCGUAUUCCAGGGCAAAAUUACCGAAGAGGUGGUGUACGGCAUCUGUAUGCCGGUGCCCGGUUUUAGCAUCCUUUUCAUUCUGGUCAUAUCGGCGACCAUCAUUUCCGCCCUGAUCGCCGGUUCGCUGCUGUACAGAUAUCAGCUGCAGAAGGAAAUGAUUGCGAACCGAACGCAGAGCCACAGCGCGCCAAUGAACUCGAUCGCCACGUGGAUGACGUUACGUCUCUUCCGGUCCCGGCACAAUGGGUCGGUCGUCGGUGGUGGUGGUGGUGCGGCAGUACGUCCGAUGGACCUGAACGCCAGCAACCAGUAG
Messenger RNA from Anopheles marshallii, 1953 nucleotides. RefSeq lists its product as uncharacterized. Lineage: Eukaryota; Metazoa; Arthropoda; Insecta; Diptera; Culicidae. The transcript is spliced from 4 exons. Bases 1 to 1953 code for a protein of 650 amino acids. The record is from RefSeq and is a predicted model, not a curated record.